ACUCACUUUUUCUUCCUCCUCCAACCAAAAGUUCGGCACACAAACAUCACACAAUCACACAACGGUGGCAGCAAGAACCUCAAAUCAGACCCAAGACAAUGGGGCUCUGCAUGUCUAGCGGCGGGGCAGCUGUGGCGGCGGUGCAGGCCGACGGGCUGGCCGCGUCGACGGCGAUGGUGCUCCUACCCACAGGGGAGCUGCGAGAGUACACGCCCCCGGCCACAGCGGCGCGGGUUCUCCAGGACUCCGUCGAGGCGGGACGCGGCUGGUUCCUGUGCGACGCCGACGCGAUGGGGUUCGACGGCGCCGUGGCCGCCGUGGGCGCAGGCGAGGAGCUCCGCCCGGGCCAGAUCUACUUCGUGCUCCCUGCGGAGGCGCGCCGCAGCGGCCUCCGGCGGGAGGAUAUCGCUGCGCUCGCCGUCAGAGCGUCCGCCGCGCUCGCCAGGAAAUCCAGCACGUCGCCGCUCAUGUUCGCGCCUCCACCGGAGAAGGCCGACCAGGCCGCCGCCGCCUACAAGACCGUCCCGGCGCUGGCGGCCAAGAGGCGGCAGGUGGCGCGCGCCAAGAGCGCCGGGAGGAUGCAGCCGCGGUUCGCGCCGGAUCUGAGCGCCAUUUCCGAGUGCGACACGAGUGAGUGAACGGACACGGAUCGAAUCAAGAACACAUAUUUGGGGAUUGAUUGAUUCCAGUCUCCGUCGAACAUGGAGGAGGCGCUCCGGCCAUUCUGGAGAAAGGACGCGCGGACGGCCGGAAUUGAUGUCGCCAGGCUGGCGGAGGCUGCAUCAGCGGCUGACAAAGCGGAGGGCCGUCAGAUCUGCAUCGAACGGACGUUUCUGGCUUGGAGCGGAUGAUACCAUAACGUCGAUUCAGAUGGGUCUGCUGAGGGGGGUGACAUGAUGGAUUAGCGCGUGUAAUUUGUAGGAACAAAAUUUUGAUCGUGUUAGAUGAUUUGGUUUUCUAAAAAUGAA
Messenger RNA from Lolium rigidum, 968 nucleotides. RefSeq lists its product as uncharacterized. NCBI's taxonomy places the organism in Eukaryota, Viridiplantae, Streptophyta, Magnoliopsida, Poales, Poaceae. The record is from RefSeq and is a predicted model, not a curated record. The coding region runs from base 99 to 638 and encodes 179 amino acids. The transcript has a single exon.